AUGGAAAAAAAUUGUAUAGUACCAUUCAUUGUUCUCUGCACAAAUAUAGUAUUUUGCGAGACAUUAAAAUGUCGAUUUUUUCACGUGGGUUCUCCGAAUUCGGUUACUGAAACUUGUUCUACUGAGCCGGCGUAUUGUUAUGCCACUUGGCAUAACGAUACCCGGUUCAACGAUGUAACAAUAAAGAAAAAGGGUUGUACUUCAGUGGACGAUGGCCGAUACAAUCACAAAGAUUGCAUAAAUCACGAUUCGAUUGGCUACCCGCCAAAAGAACGGAGUUGUUGUUGUAAUGUGGACGAUUGCAACAACAAUGUGGGGUGGGAGCCAAUCGAUACUGAAAGUGAUUGGGAAACGAUCAAGAACGUGCUGAUUAUGGUAGCAUGCUGUCUUAUAUUGCCAGUAUACUUUUUUCUACGCAAGAGAUACUACCAAUACGUUCGAGAUCGUUUCCCUAAUAUCAACAUGUGGGAUAAUAGGCCGUCCAUCAAUGCACCAACAGAACUAAAUGAGGGUGUAUUACAAAAUGUGGAUCUAAACACGGGGGAUAGGCCGCCCAUUGUUCCACCAGAAAUAGAAAUGAAUGAGAUUCCGGAGAAUCGACGAUUAAAAAAUACCCUUAAACUUAUUAAUUUACUAUUGAAUAUAGCUAAAAGGGAAUCAUUUUUUCCUAGUACAAUAAUGCCACCAGUGUUCAAAUUUUGUCAAAAUCUUUAUAUUCAUUAUAACCUAUUUACUAUGUUAUCUAGUUAUAAUUUCAAUAAUUUAUAA
Acyrthosiphon pisum (pea aphid) is the source of this 768-nucleotide messenger RNA. RefSeq lists its product as uncharacterized. NCBI's taxonomy places the organism in Eukaryota, Metazoa, Arthropoda, Insecta, Hemiptera, Aphididae. The transcript is spliced from 6 exons. The record is from RefSeq and is a predicted model, not a curated record. The coding region runs from base 1 to 768 and encodes 255 amino acids.